Tupaia belangeri chinensis (Chinese tree shrew) is the source of this 1276-nucleotide messenger RNA. RefSeq names its product exosome component 8 (gene EXOSC8). NCBI's taxonomy places the organism in Eukaryota, Metazoa, Chordata, Mammalia, Scandentia, Tupaiidae. Gene Ontology annotation, biological process: rRNA catabolic process; nuclear polyadenylation-dependent rRNA catabolic process; exonucleolytic trimming to generate mature 3'-end of 5.8S rRNA from tricistronic rRNA transcript (SSU-rRNA, 5.8S rRNA, LSU-rRNA). The transcript has 11 exons. The coding region runs from base 11 to 1177 and encodes 388 amino acids. The record is from RefSeq and is a predicted model, not a curated record. Gene Ontology annotation, cellular component: cytoplasmic exosome (RNase complex); nuclear exosome (RNase complex). Gene Ontology annotation, molecular function: mRNA 3'-UTR AU-rich region binding.
AAGGGUUGACAUGAUUCAGAACUACCACCCUUUUGCUAGUCAGGGACACCUAAUCACGUCUCUAGUAGCAGAUUCGUCAAAGUACGUCCAAGGCGGGGAAGCGUGGAGAAGCAUCUGGGUAGGGAUGAUCACUGCGGGGGCAGGCCAAGAACUGCCCUGUCCGCGUGCGGAGGCGCACUCACUCCCAGCCCUCGCCUUCAACUUCUCAUACACGCGGAGACGCGCCCCGGCUUGCGCGCGGAAAGUGCCGCAGCGAGGCCGGCGCUCAGGCGGGAGGAGCCGCGCAGGCGCGAGCACGUGGGCGGGAAGAUGGCGGCCGGGUUCAAAUUCAUUAACCUGGUAUAUUUUAAAUACAUGUUUCAGAACCGUGGAACCUCUGGAGUAUUACAGGAGAUUUCUGAAGGAGAACUGCCGUCCUGAUGGAAGAGAACUUGGUGAAUUCAGAACCACAACUGUCAACAUAGGUUCAAUUAGUACUGCAGAUGGUUCUGCAUUAGUGAAGCUGGGAAAUACUACAGUAAUUUGUGGAGUUAAAGCGGAAUUUGCAGCACCACCAACAGAUACCCCUAAUAAAGGAUAUAUUGUUCCUAAUGUGGAUCUACCACCCCUGUGUUCAUCGAGAUUUCGGUCAGGCCCUCCUGGAGAAGAGGCCCAAGUGGCUAGCCAGUUCAUUGCAGAUGUCAUUGAAAAUUCACAGAUAAUUCAGAAAGAGGACUUAUGCAUUUCUCCAGGAAAGCUUGCUUGGGUUCUGUACUGUGAUCUCAUUUGCCUCGACUAUGAUGGAAACAUUUUGGAUGCUUGUACGUUUGCUUUGUUAGCAGCUUUAAAAAAUGUACAGUUACCUGAAGUUACUAUAAAUGAAGAAACUGCACUAGCAGAAGUUAAUUUAAAGAAGAAAAGUUAUCUGAAUAUUAGAACUCAUCCAGUUGCAACAUCAUUUGCUGUGUUUGAUGACACUUUACUGAUAGUUGACCCUACUGGAGAGGAAGAACAUCUGGCAACGGGAACCUUGACGGUAGUAAUGGAUGAGGAAGGCAAGCUCUGCUGUCUUCACAAACCAGGUGGAAGUGGGCUGACUGGAGCUAAACUUCAGGACUGUAUGAGUCGAGCAGUUACAAGACACAAAGAAGUAAAAGAACUGAUGGAUGAAGUAAUUAAGAGUAUGAAACCCAAAUAAACAGCCACAACUUUUUCAAAACAGAUUUGUAAAAAUUGUAUUUGUUACACUGUGCACAAACCUUUUAUACUAAAUAAAUAUCAAACUACAUUCUUCUGA